Ctenocephalides felis (cat flea) is the source of this 6364-nucleotide messenger RNA. RefSeq lists its product as uncharacterized. The record is from RefSeq and is a predicted model, not a curated record. Lineage: Eukaryota; Metazoa; Arthropoda; Insecta; Siphonaptera; Pulicidae. Bases 170 to 6085 code for a protein of 1971 amino acids. Gene Ontology annotation, biological process: regulation of transcription by RNA polymerase II. Gene Ontology annotation, molecular function: RNA polymerase II transcription regulatory region sequence-specific DNA binding; DNA-binding transcription factor activity, RNA polymerase II-specific. Gene Ontology annotation, cellular component: nucleus. The transcript is spliced from 24 exons.
AUUUCGAAGUGAUGGAGUUGGUGUUGUGAGUUGUGCGGUAGAUGUCAACAAUUAAAAUAUGAAUCUGUUAUAGGUUAUAGCUGCAUUGAUAGUGUAAUGCAGUGUGGCCAGCUGCAUGGGGGCUUCCUCUCAUUGUGUCCUGCAAUUGUGGACAAAUGGUGUCUAGAGGAUGCAUCGUACUCUGAGAACAAGAAAUACGGUGAGACCGAACUCCUCGGUCUCUCCGUCAGGGGAAGGACAAAGAAUGGCAGAGGACACACAUCCUUACACGGACACCGAAGACCAAAUUCCAGCUUCUGUUAUCAGCAGUGUCGGAGCUGUAAAGCUGCCUUACUCUUGCACACAAGCUAAGUCGACUCUGUCACAAUCCACUGUCAACUCAGGACUUUCCAAUGUCAGUUCAAUAAUUUCAACACCGGUAUCUACCAAUGAUGACAGGAAUAGGAGUAGUGGUAUUGUGACAACCAGUCAACAAAAUGCAGAUCAGGACAAGAAUAAAAUAGAGGCUAAGAAGUUGCCGAAGAAAAGGAAGUUUGAUCCAGCAGAAUUUCAAGAAUGCACUCCAUCACAAACUAAUGCAAUAUCUGUUGUGCAUUCUCUAGCUGAUAAAGUUUCUUCGGAAAAUCCUGUAAUUGUUAUACCUCCCCAAUCUACAGCUGUAGAUUAUUCCUAUGUAGCUAAACAUUCUAAUGUAAUAAGUGGUUAUCAACAUAAUUACAAUGAGGCAACGGAUACCAUGACAGAACACAGUCUGAUCGAAACCAGAUCAGAAAUAGAUUUGAGUGAAUGGAAAGAUCAUAGGGUCUUAGCUAAACAUGAAGGGGUCUAUAGGCCUGGUGUUAUAAAAAGUGCGGGGGGUUACGGUGAAGUGAUUGUAGAACUGGAUAACAGGGAAAAUAAUCCUUUAUGUUAUCAAGAUGUCCUCGGUCUGGGCAAAUACAAUGUGAUAAGCGAUGCUUGUCCUCCGACAGAGCAGGUUUCUAUCGGUUCUCAAGUUUGCGUUCGGUUUGAUGGUACCUUAGUAUAUCAUGAAGGAGUAGUUGUGAAAGUGGUUAGUGGACCUACUAGAUUUUUUGUUAGUUUGUUGCAUUCACAAGAUGAAAUUUCUGUGAAGCGUGCCGAUAUUAGAUUGCUCUUGCCUCCUUGGUGGGACGAGUUAAAAGAUCUCAGUGUGAUAUCUAGUGGUGCUGUGAUUGAAAAUGGUUAUAACAGUGAUGUUUAUGAACAGCAAAGAUCCCAGAUGGGAUUAUCGCCUAUGCAUCCAACGAUACAAGUGCAUCAACUGGUGCCUCUGAUACAACCUACCGACGGUUACUACCGAUGUGUCGCCACGUCGCCGUUACAGCCGCACAGUCUGCCGCAAGGAGCAGCAUCCUCGUCUUCCAAUGCAGGCGCACAAACUUGUUCCAAUUCCAACGUUGGCAGUUCCGUGGUUGUUGUAUCAGCUGGAGGCGUCCUAAGUCAUGUGCGCCCAACUGGAGCAGAGGAUCUUAGACGAAGGAUGAGUGGUACAAUCUGCUCCAGCAGCGGAUUGGCUACGCCAACCGUCGUUUUGCCAACGCAAGUUGCUGCUGCAGUUUAUGACGAGUUUUGCGAAAGCGAGGACGAUUUAAGGAACGAGGAUAUAUUAUUCAACACGGAAACAGAUGGUGGAAAGUUGUCCGGCAGUAGUAAACGCAGCAGUUUGCAGAGUAGAGGCAGCACGUCCAGUUUGAUCGAACGCAGUAUCACACCCAGAUCUCAGCCGGCCACUCCCAGGUCACAAGCGGCCACACCUCACAAGUACAAAAAGGGUGAUGUUGUAUCGAAUCCAAGCGGUAUACGCAAGAAGUUCAAUGGCAAACAAUGGAGGCGCCUCUGCUCGAACAAAGACUGCAACAAAGAGUCCCAAAGACGGGGUUUCUGCUCCAGGCAUCUCAACAAGAAGAGCGGCGGAGGAGGAGGCAGCAGUAGCACCAGCUCGCAUAAUGGACCCAGGACAUUCUCCAGAUCCGGUAGCAAAACGAUGAUGGAUGGUGAUGGUGAUACAUCAAGAGAUUCCGAAACUUCUCCAAAUUAUGGUGGCAGACUCACUGGACAUUUUGACCAGGAUGAGACUGAAGCAGCCAACAUUAUGGUUUCACUGGGAAGUUCGCGUUCCGCAACGCCUGCGUUCUCAUCUCCCACGAUGGGCGUGCAGGGUGCAUCGCCGCCAGGUCCUGGUGCCGCAAAUUCGCCGAUGAUGGUGGGACCAAGGCAGAACCUCUUUGUGCCUAUCACCAGUCCCGCUGGCACCGGCGUGGCUUCUUCUACAGCACCAACGUUGAAAUGGAACAACAAUGCACCGCACCAAACUGGGAACCAAAUGCAGCAAUCGGCGGGGGUUGUUUACCAGCAACAUCUCAUCAGGCCCGAGCUGGUGCGUCCGUGCAUUCCCCAAAACGCAACGGGUCAACCAGGACCAUCGGCCACAAGCGUCAUCAGGAUCUCUCCAAACCCUAGAUCAAUGUCUGGGCAAGUACUGCACCAACCACACGUAUCGUAUCACAUAGAAAAUCGAUCAUCAGUUGGACAUCAGAAUUCCUUGCAAGCAUCGUCAGCAGUUUACAAUCCUCCUACGAUUGUAACGACUACUAAAGACCAUCAUCAACAACAGAGCAUCAUUCUUCAGCAGGCACUAACCAAUAUUAGCACCACAUCUUCCUUAACUCAUAGUAAUUACAACGGAAAUUCUAAUAGUGCUAACAAUAUUUGUAAUAGUAACAAAAUUAUCAGUCAUCAUAUUACGGAAAAUGGACAGGAAAAAAAUGAAAGGGAAACAGUUAUGGUUAUUGGGACUACUACGAAUUUGGCGAAUAAUGAACAGUAUAGAAUGCCAAUUCAAUCUUCAAAUAUUAAUAACUUAAAUGAUAGGAUAAUGAUUAGCAAUACCCAAGAACAACAUGGUAAUCAGAUGAUGGAUUAUGCAGAGAGGCAUAAAAUUAAUGAUAUCAGGAAUUUAGAAAUUGCACACAGCAGGCCCAUGCAUAUUAUGAAUGAAUCGAAAUUGAUAACGAAACAAGUUGUCAUGUCUUUACCUAAAACUUCUGAAACUUGCCAAGUGAUGCACGGUUCAACGUUUUAUAUCAUUCCACAACAUGAAAGUAGCAAUGCCAUACCUCCAGAUAAAAAAGUUGUAAAGCUAAUAAAACGGGAAACUAUUGAAGAUCACAUCAAGGAAACGGACUCUCAUACUACAGUUUUGCAUUAUGAUAAACCCAAAGAACAUAUUUCAUCACAGAAACCAAACUCUUUGCUCCAACCAGUGAUUGUUGGACCUACAAACCUGGUACCAUUUCUUCCAACGGGAACCAAAAUUUCGGUAUCGGACAAAAGCGGAACAAUAGUUAAUAACUCCACUCCGGUGACCGUGUUCCCAUGGCACACUCUAGUGCCUUUAUUGGCGGCUGCACCAGUAGCUGUAUCGCCACCAGCGUCGGCAUUGUCGCCACCGCCUUCUGCGCCACCAGUUCUCACACCUCCAACAGCAUCCUUGACGACGACUACAGCCACCAGGGAAAACAUUCCGCAGACGGACGAUGUGGAUAUGGCGGACGGGGAUUGUCCUGGCAUUAUCCAGCAAACUGGUGAUGAAGAUGAUGAUGUCUUUGAAGACCCUCCAGAGCAAAAUGUACAAGAACCGCCUAUUGAUACGUCUAUGAAGAGGAGAACCCAAUCUUUAUCGGCAUUGCAAGUAAACUUGAAAGAACCUCAGUCUCCAUUGAACAAGAAGGAUCCUCGAAUACGAAGGCCAAUGAAUGCUUUUAUGAUAUUUAGCAAACGACAUCGAGCUAUGGUUCAUCAGACUCAUCCGAAUCAGGAUAACAGAACAGUUAGUAAAAUUCUUGGCGAAUGGUGGUAUGCACUUGGUCCAGAAGAGAAGCAAAAAUAUCAUGAACUUGCAUCAGAGGUGAAAGAAGCUCAUUUCAAAGCGCAUCCUGAAUGGAAAUGGUGUUCAAAAGACAGGCGGAAAUCUUCGACUUCUUCAGCUACCGCCACAAAUCGGGAUGCAAUAGCCCGUGGAAAAAUUGGAUCAACUUCUGGUGAAAUUGACAACGAAUUACCCAACAGCCCUCGCACACCUAAUGAUAGUAAUAUGUCUCAAGAUGUUAUACCUGUGACAAUUUCCAACUAUAACAUUACUGAUGAAAAUGCAUCUGAAAAUAAGCCUUCCAAUGACCAUUAUGCAAAUCAAUUGAAGAAUAUUGUUAAACAAGAGAAUGAAAUGAAUGGGAAAGUUAGCAAUCUACCAUAUGCCAAUACAAAUAGUGUUAAAAUUGAAGAAAGUAGUAAUAAAGAUUAUCAAGAACACGAUCAGGAUUUAUCAGAUGAUGACCAAAUGAUCAUUUGUGAGGAACCGUCUACAACUGAAGUGGAUUUGAAGUGUUCUGAAAAAGUAGCUGAUUCUGAUACUGAGUUACAAAAUGAACCUGAAGUACGAUCAAAUCAGAACAAUAGAUUCAGCCCAAUUUCUAAUGAUACAGCGAAUGAAGUUACAUGUCGGCCGAAAGCAAUUAAGGCAAUGAUUCCAUCUAGUGAAAAGUUAUCAAUAACGACUCAAGCCACUGGAACGCCUUUAAUAUAUCCCCAUACACCAUUCAAUCCAACCGGCGUGUCCGCUUUUCAGCCUAGCGGCACUGGUGCUUUUAAAACGACAAUGCCUGCUUCUCCUAAGAUAGUCAAAUCCGAAGUUGAGGAAAAACUACAGAACAAUGUUGUACAAAUAGCUCCUAAACCUAUGGAUACGAAACCAGUUCAGGGUACACAGAAUAGUAAACCACAACAGAUUUGCAACUUGCCUAUUGUUACAUUGGUGAAUCCUACUACUCAUACAAUUUGUUGGUCUGAUCAGUCUUAUACCAAAUUUGUCUGCAUGUCUCAGAAUUCUUUUCAGAUUCCAAUAUCAGAUGCAAAUGGAAGGCCGGUGCAGAUUCAACAAAAAUCCUUACUGAUUUCAAAACCUUGUGAACUCAGUACACAAUCAGUAAUUGUAUCUCAACAUAAUGAUCAGAAUCAUUCGUUUUCAGUACCAUCGUCUACAGUGCCUAGCGUAAAUAAUGGUUCAAUUACGAUUUCCAUAUCGCAAGCAAAUGCAGGAGCAAAGUAUCAAUAUACCCCAAAUCAAAUGCAAUCCACUUUGCAAUCACCUUCUUGCUCAACAAGUGUUGUUAAUGGUCUUACAACAGAACAUGCACCAGAUGAAAAAUCUGACGAGGACCAAAAUACUUUUGUUUUGGCACCAACACCUGCGCAACUUGGAAAGGCUCCUGCACAACGGCGAAAAUCUAUGGCUGUGAAUGUGAUGCAUAACAACAUGGAAGCACCAGUUUCAGUAACCGAGCAAUCAAUACACACUGAUAACUCCCAUAUGGAAAUUGCUUCACCAUGUAUGAAGAAAAGUUCUGCUUUCAAGAAAGUCAAAGAGGAUGGCAUGGAAAAGGUUUUAGAGCAAGUAAACUUUGAUCAUAAGUUUUCUACUUUGCCUCAAUUCAAACCGAAAGAUUGUCAAUCACCAAGCGCAAUUUCAUCAGUCGCAGCAAGUCCGAGAGUGUUCCAACAAAGUUAUAGAAGAAAAAAUCCCAAUAUGCCAGGUAAUGAAGAAGAAAAUGAGUCCUUACCACCUUGCACCCCUAAGUCAGCAAGAACCCCUAAACUUGAAGGAACUACAUUUUUUGGACCAAAUUUCUCUUUUGAUAUUAGAGAACUUUCCGAUGGUGGUGAACCUAGUUCUCCUUUGGAUAUGAAUACUCCAAAAUCAACUGGAGGUCUACGAAGUGCAGGACCAGCGUCUUCUCAAGAAUCUGAGAAAGGACAUAGAAAACAAUUAGAACAGAAAAGGAAGCUGGUAAUGCAAUUGUUCCAAGAAUGCGGGUUCUUUCCAUCAGCGCAAGCCACUGCAAACUUUCAGUUGGCGCAUUCAGAUGUGUUUCAAACGAAGAACUGUCUCCAAUUGAAAAUUCGUGAAGUAAGGCAAAAAAUCAAUGCCCAUAAUGGAUCAACACCUCAGAGCUCAGGCCCUUCCAAUCUGCUGAGUCCUCAAGAGCCAUCGACAAGUGGAGGUAACUGAUUAAAUUCUAAAUUUUAAUACUGGCAUGAAAAUAUUUGAGAACUGUCUUAAAUUAAACAGACAAUACAAUUAUAAGAAGCAAGAAUUUUAAAGUAAUUAGGUGCCAUAAGCUGCACAUAUCAACAUUACAAAUUAUUUUUAUGCAAAUGAACGAUAACUAUAAUUCAAAUUUGAUGACAUAGUUCAUAGAAUAUUUAAAAUGCCCUAAACUCUUUAUGAUACAUGCGUUUACUGGUGCAUUAUGCUUCGUAGAAAUACAGUUGCAGCAAGUACUGCAAA